Molecule: messenger RNA, 7706 nt
Organism: Nyctereutes procyonoides (raccoon dog)
Lineage: Eukaryota; Metazoa; Chordata; Mammalia; Carnivora; Canidae
Gene: TRAPPC12
Product: trafficking protein particle complex subunit 12
Exons: 12
Coding region: 1354-3786 (810 amino acids)
Cellular component (GO): Golgi apparatus; TRAPP complex
Molecular function (GO): protein binding
Source: RefSeq, a predicted model, not a curated record
CCGGGCGGUGUCGGUGACACGCGGAAACCCAGGGCGCCACAGCACAGCGCGCUUCGCCAGGCCGCGCCCCGCUGCUUUCCGAGACCACCCACCUCACCGACUGUGCGGCUCUGGAACUCGCCCUUCAGCCCCUAAUCCAUCUUCACGACGCAUGGCCCGGGUCCGAACGACGCACAUGCAAAGGAUGCCCCACGUCGCUGGUCGUCAGGAAGAAGCCGAUCAAAACCACAGUGAGCUGUCCCCUCGCACCUGUCGGGACUGCUAGUCUCGAAAGUCAAAAAGACGGCAAGCGUUGGCAGGAAACGGAGGCAUUGAAGCCUUAUACGCUGUGGAUGGGAACGCAGACGGGUGCAGCCACCGUGGACGGCAGCGUGCAGGAUCCUCGAAAAGUCAAAAAAUGGAACUACCGUGUGGUCUAGCAAUCCCUCGUCCCGGAGUCAAAGGAAGCAAAAUCACCGUGUCAAAGAAACGUCUGCACACUCACGUUCAUUGCAGCUUUAUUCACAGUAACACGGAGGCAACCUAGGUGUCCGUAGAUCCAGGAGUGGAUGGACAAAGUGUGGCACAAGUGGGUGCCCCCUCCACACACACACACACACACACACACACACAGAGAGAGAGAGAGAAUGGAAUAUUAUUUGGCCUUAAAAAGGAAAUCCUGCCGUUGGAGACAAUAUGGAUGAAUCUGCAGGACAUUCUGUUAAGUGAAAUAAGCCAAACACAGAAAGACAAAUACUGCAUGAGUAUACGGACAUACAAAAUACAGAAAACAAACAAAGCAAAACAAAACAAAAAUAUGAUUGGACUCAUUGUAGGAGCACUGGUGCUUACCAGAGGCCACGGGUACGGGGAUAGGAGAGAGAGUGAUCAAAGCAUACAACUUUUCGAUUAUAAGGUGAAUACGUUAUGCAGACCUGAUGUACAGAAGGAUGGCUACGCUUAAUCAUAAGAUAUCCUAUCCUUGAAAUUCUAGAGAGUAGGUCUCAAGUGUUUUCAUCACAUACCCACAAAGAAGAUAACUGAUUGGGACCGUGGUUAUGGAAUUUGCUCCACCGUGGUACUCAUUUCACAAUGUAUACCUGGGUCAGAACAUUCUGUUGUAGACCUCGAAUAUGUAGUGUAUCAGUCAAAAAGAAAAAAAAAAAAAUGUAAUCACUGCUGAAAAGAAGACAGAAAUGGGUUUUCCGUGCUGUGUCCUAGUGCCCUGCCGGUCACAGCUAAGCUUCAGCAGACACCUGUUGGGAGAACACAGAGCCCUCAGUGAAUACAGUGAAAUCAAGGGAGCAGAGGCACGGCUGGAGCAUCCUAUUCACCGUCUGCAAUUGCCUGAGGUCAAGUUGUGGCGCUAGGAGAAUGCAGUCUUCCGACUCCUGGAUUAAAUCUACCCGCGUGAUUGGUACUAUUACUGCCAUCUUUAUGGGGACCAUGGAGAACGCUAACGGCACCGAGCAGAGUGGGACUGAGGACUCGCUUCCGGCCCAGGAGCAAGCUGGGAGCACCACUCUGCAGGAAGAACCGGGGCAGCUGCUUUAUCAUGAGGAAACCAUUGACCUCGGUGGAGACGAGUUCGGGUCUGAAGAGAAUGAAACUAUAUCGGAAGAUUCUAACAACUUCGUGGAUAAGCUUAAUGAGCACAUGAUGGAGAGCGUCCUCAUCUCUGACUCCCCUAACAAUAGCGAAGACGACACAGGUGACCUCGGCUGCUUGCAGGAUGUAGUGGAACCUGCAGAAGGCAACUCAGGUCCCAGACUGGAAAGCCUUGUGGAUGAAGGAGCAGUGGACACCCUGAGCAACAACAGUGCGAGUGACGGGGAGGGGGUAUCUAAACACAUCUCUGACACGACCCCCGACUCUGAGCACAAAGAAGUCAAAAGUGUGCCCUCCUUGGGAGAGGAGGGUGCAGAGGACCUGGGCCCAAGGGAUGAGAGCAGCCUCCCAGAGGGACCGGGGUGCACACCCCCUGCAAGGCAGUCCCCUCCCGCCGAGGAGCCCGUCCCCGUGUGCACUAUUUUCAGCCACUCGCUUCCUGCCCGCUCCCAGCCACCUCUGCUCCUGCGGGACGGCUUCGAGUCCCAGAUGGUGAAGUCCCCGAGCUUCAGCGGCGCCAGUGACACGGUGGCCAAGACCCCUCCCCAGGCAGUCCAGCCAAGCCCCAGCCUAAGUAAAUUUUUUGGCGAUCCGACCAACACGAAUUCGUUGGCCUCAGACUUUUUCGACUCAUUCACAACUUCUACUUUCAUCUCCGUCAGUAACCCCAAUGCCGGUUCUUCAGUUCCAGAAAAACUGUCUUCACUCUCGACCCCGGUGGGUGAGAGAUCCCCAAGUGUUGCCGAGCCUUCUCACUCCCCAGGGAUCGAAAAAUCAGAAUCCGGUGUUUGCACAGCUUCCCUAGAAAUUCCUCAGUCUCCAAAACCGUUUUCACAGAUCCAGGCUGUGUUUGCAGGGAGCGAGGACCCCUUUGCCACAGCCCUGAGCAUGAGCGAGAUGGACCGCAGAAGCGAUGCCUGGCUCCCUGGGGAGGGGACCAGGGACGUCCUGAUUUCAUUGGCAACCCAGCAGUACAGCACGGUGUUUGUAGACAAGGAGAGCCUCACCAUGCCAGGCCUCAAGUUUGACAACAUCCAGGGGGAUGCAGUUAAAGACCUGAUGCUUCGCUUCCUGGGUGAGAGAGCCGCGGCAAAGAGACAGGUCUUAAAUGCCGAGUCCGUAGAGCAGACUUUUGUUGGAUUGAAACAGCUCAUCAGCUGCAAAAACUGGAGGGCAGCGGUUGACCUGUGCGGGCGCCUUCUCACCGCCCACGGCCAAGGCUACGGCAAGAGCGGGCUGCCCACCAGCCACACGGCAGACUCGUUGCAGCUUUGGUUUGUGAGGCUGGCACUGCUGGUGAAGCUGGGCCUUUUCCAGAAUGCCGAGAUGGAGUUUGAGCCCUUUGGAAAUCUAGACCAGCCAGAUCUGUAUUACGAGUACUACCCUCACGUAUACCCUGGGCGAAGGGGCUCCAUGGUCCCAUUUUCAAUGCGGAUCUUACAUGCAGAGCUUCAGCAGUACCUGGGGAAUCCGCAGGAGUCCUUGGAUCGACUGCACAAAGUGAAGGCCGUCUGCAGCAAGAUCCUGACAAAUUUGGAGCAAGGCUUAGCUGAAGACGGGAGCAUGAGCAGCAUCACACAGGAGAACAGACAAGCCUCCAUUCAGCUGUGGAGGUCCCGCCUGGGCCGGGUGAUGUGCUCCAUGGCAAACUGCCUGCUCCUGAUGAAGGACUAUGUGCUGGCUGUGGAUGCUUAUCACUCAGUUGUCCAGUACUACCCAGAGCAGGAGCCACAGCUGCUGAGCGGCAUCGGCCGGAUCUUCCUCCAGAUUGGAGACAUAAAAACAGCUGAGAAGUAUUUUCAAGACGUGGAGAAAGUAACACAGAAAUUGGAUGGACUACAAGGCAGGAUAAUGGUUUUAAUGAACAGAGCUUUCCUUCACCUUGGUCAGAAUAACUUUGCAGAAGCCCACAGAUUCUUCACAGAAAUCCUCAAGAUUGACCCAACAAAUGCGGUGGCCAACAACAACGCCGCCGUGUGCCUCCUCUACCUGGGCAAACUCAAGGACUCCCUCCGGCAGCUGGAGGCCAUGGUCCAGCAGGACCCCCAGCAUUACCUGCACGAGAGCGUGCUCUUCAACCUGACCACCAUGUACGAGCUGGAGUCCUCCCGCAGCAUGCAGAAGAAGCAGUCCCUGCUCCAGGCGGUCGCCAGCAAAGAAGGGGACAGCUUCAACACACAGUGCCUCAAGCUGGCGUAGGGCACUCGCCUUUGGAGCCACCAGGGCCUCUGUAAACCGUGUACACUGGACCUAAGAUAUUAGCAGGACUGACGGACUCAAUAAAAUCUUUCACAGGUGCCUGGAAACAGGUCUUCUUUGUCUGGAGCCAGGGUGGAGGCCCAGACCGUUCUGGCACCGUCAGACUCCACCGAGCUCCGUGCCCACAGCUCUGCCGCGGUUCAGGAGUCCAGGGGGUGAACGUGCUCUGCACACGGUGGGCAUAGGCAGCAAUGGCCCAGAGGAUGCACUGGGUCCCUUUUGUUUAUUCUUGAAAGCUGGGCUGCUUCACGUAUUAAUUCUGAAUAUCCUCAGAGACAAGCUGAAAAACAUAAGCUCCCUUCUCACCCUGUAAAUCUUCCAGUUCAUUUGGGCAUUAAGCAGAGAAACACCAAACAGACUGCCAUGUGCCUUCCCUCUCAUUCCCUCCUCUCACAUCCCAGAACUAAACACAUCACUUUUAUUCAUCUGAUUCUUUUUCAGCUGAUGCCACACACCAUGGACAGGCCUGGGGAUGGUGGAAAAGAAGCCACCGUAUUUCUUCUGUGCUUUGUACAUCACAGGGAGAUGAGAGGAGCUCCUAAUGCAUAAAACAACCAGGGAGGCAGGUGGGUCAGGAGGUAUUUCUGAACCAAGCACAUGUAAUAUUUAUGUGUUCUUUCAUCCUGAACAUCAGCACAUUUGCUUUAGUAUUUACACAGUAUUGGGGAGGAGAGUUUUCUCCUUUCCCCUGCUAGGUUCUUUGCUUGGUCUUAUAAGAAAAUUGACAUUAUGCAGAUUAACAGGACAAAAGCUUAAUUAUGUACAUACAAGGGACCCAUAAGAAUAGGAGACCCAAGGACAAGCCAGGCAAUAGAGGCUUCUGUGCCUAAAGAAUGAGCUAGGGGCCUGGGGCUUCCACGGGAGAGGAGGAGGAUCACGGAGCUGGAACAACAGAUCUUGGUCAUUAGAUGCUUACCCUGCUGAACAGCUAAGUCACGCAGAUAAAAGUUGAUAGCCGAUAAGAACAGCCGCCCUGGCCCCCCAACCCCCACCCCAGCACGGCCUCCUACCCAAACCCUUCUAGGGAGUUAAGGGAGAGGCAAACAUGUCUUAAACAUGCUGCAUCUUGAUGGUCUUCAGCUCAAACUAAAUCCACUUGCCAAAGUAGCAUAUUUGGGGCUCACAUACUCUCUCCCUCCCUCAGGCCCACCUUUGAAAUUCCUGAGAGUUUUGCAGCCCAGAAAUUGAGCUGUAGAUUGCUCCAGCCCACGGACCCCGUCUCUUAGUCCUGAGAAUUGGUUCUGUUAAGCAGUUGGGUCUGAUUUCAGGAGGCAGCUAUGCAAGAGGGCUCCCGGGUUAGGCCUGCGUAUGAGGAAUCAGGUGUUUGAUAAGAAGCUUUUCUUGGGGACAGAAGAAAACAACAGGGCGUAAUGACUGGAGCAGACUGGAGCAGUCCCCAUUUCUGAGCUCCCGGGCUUAGAGCAUCCUCAGAUGCAGGGAAGCCAGGCAGUGGAAAUCGGGCAGAUGGCCCUAACCUGCAGUGUGAAGGUCUCUGGCGAGCUUUCUGAGUGGCCCACGCAGCAGCAGGCAGAAAGACUGUGCCCACGUGAGCUCGUGUGGUUCCUCGAGUGUCUGAUGGGGUGUCCGGCUCUGGUUUGCGCAGCUUCAGGAAGAGGGCGGUUUUAGUUCUCAGCAGCUCCAAGUAAGAAAGGCAGGGUGCAUUGGAAACAUCAAUUUGUGGAGAGUUACAGCCAAAUAUAACAGGAAAACAGAAGAAUUUGGGACCUAGUCCAGUUUACAGGUAGAAAACGAAACCUCACAGCCCGUUAACAGCACAGAAUCUGCUGGCCACGAAGGCGUACUACUGAAACACGAUGUCUCUCUGCAGCCACCCGGCUUCCAUCAAAGACAACUGCAGUGAGACUAAAUCUGUUUUCCAGUUAAGUCUCGUUAGAGUAAACUUAGCCUGGUUAUUUACAUAGAUGCAGAAGAACAGUACCACCAUCUAGGCUCUACUAAGUCUGCUUUGCUGGAACUUUCCAUAAGGAGUCUUGGAUGAACCUCAAAAGCCUCUCCAGGCUAAGAAGCCACACCAAGGACCUGCCAUCAGACUUUGUCUGCAGUACACACCACUUUGGGUAAAUUCAUCUCUUCUCAAGGUCCCCAAAAUACCCUGAGGCUCCUAGGUCACCGACCGGGUCAGGCUGCCGGGAACCCUGUGAGCAAGGGGCCAGGCUGAUUUUCCCCAAGGGUCUUUUUUUUUUUUUAAUUUUUAUUUAUUUAUGAUAGUCACACAGAGAGAGAGAGAGAGAGAGAGAGGCAGAGACAUAGGCAGAGGGAGAAGCAGGCUCCACGCACCGGGAGCCCGACGUGGGAUUCGAUCCCGGGUCUCCAGGAUCGCGCCCUGGGCCAAAGGCAGGCGCCAAACCGCUGCGCCACCCAGGGAUCCCUUCCCCAAGGGUCUUUAUUGGCUUCAUAAGAUCAGCCUUAGCUCCUGGAAGCUGAUCAUCUCAGUCUUUACAUCACUCUCAGGACACUCCAGUCGAAGCCUCGUAACACAGCCAACGUUCCCAGGCACGUCCUGUUGCAGGACCGGGUUCUAUUGCACUUCCGCACAUGGAUCGCCACUAAAAUGAGAAUACGAAGUUUGCAAAAUCUGGAGAGAUCAGGUGAGGAGAAAAAUUGUUUCGUCUCUGCUCACAAAGGUAUAUGUUAAAUUGUUAAUACCUCAGGAGAAGGUUUCCUCGCAUCUGGAAAAACAAAAAGAACAGGUAAUAUUUCAAAGCAGACGUCAUAAGGUCAUAGUUAUCCUCCUAAGUUCACGUGGUUCCAUGUGACACUUGUUCUGCUUGAAUCCGGUUUUCAUUAGUUGUGGAAGUUCCUACCCAGCUCACUUUGCCGACGUAAGGCUGUCAGCAGCCCACCCUUGCCAGAGUCCUGUCCUUGACUGUCCCUGAGCAGGAGGUGCCUUUGCAGGACUGUGGCGGAGCAGCCAAGUCGAGCAUGAGCUCCCUGUCAUGGACAAGCUUACGCUGUGGUUAGAGACCCGAGGAGAGUUCCUUAUACUGGAAUCCACAGAACUGCUCAUUUCUGAACAUUUUAAGGUAACUGGAAUUCUGGCCAGUAAGAUUAUCCAGGACCACCAGGUUCCUAGUAAUUUCAUACAGUCAUAGAACAUUUAUACUAACACUCACCCACACAUGCAACCUAAGGUCUAUCGUCGUGAUGGGACGUGCUUUCCAUACAAAUUCACACCCCAGACAAGCCUGAUCAGCCUACCCUCAGUCUUUGUGGGAGAGAACCAAGCUUAUGCGAUGCUCUGGGGGCGCUCUGCGAAGCCUCAACACUUCGUCUGAGGCCAAUGGAGGCCUUAUCUAGGACUUGAUUUUUGGAAGUUUAUUGAAAAUAACACAUUUGGACGCCUGACUGAAGAGGGUCACAGACCUCUGUCAAACAGUACUCAGUUCAGGGUGGAUUUAGGCAAAAGUGUCAGAAACCAAAGACCUGGUUAAGGUACAGAACCUUGGCUUCCUGGCAGAUGAUUUAAAAGUCAAACUUUCCCAGUCUAUUGUCAACAACAAACCUGAAAUCCAAGAAAAUUUCAUUUUAAGAGCAAAAACCAAUCUGUACCAUUCAUUUACUUUUAAUAUUAAAACUGAAUUUUAAUCUUGGCUUGAUCCCACAUUAAAAGUUCUCUUCAGAGUUUCCUUUUCCACAAACCUGCAGCUUUGUCCUCAACAAAAGUACAUCGGGCGCCUGGGUGGUUCAGCGGGUGAAGCGCCUGCCUCCAGCUCAGGUCUUGAUGUCAGGAUUCUGGGAUCGAGUCCCGUGUCGGGCGCCCUGCUCAGCGGGGAGUCUGCUGCUCCCCCUGCCCACUGCUCGUGCUCAAAUAAAAUCUUUACUAAAAAAAAAAGUCCAUC